AUGGCGGCUGUAAAAGGCCCUUGGAAGUUCCUCAUUGUGGAGCUUCUCCUCUGUACUGCGUAUGUUUCCCCUAUCUCACUCUCGGUUGCAACUCGAGGGACCGCAAUUGCUUCCCAGGGCGCUGGAACUGGCCGUAACGCCUUCAUCAAAACCUUAGGGGUCCCCUGUGGCCUCUCCUGUGUAAAAACGGGAGAGACCUUCCAGCCCGGCGCAUUAUGUGGGGCUGGACUGCGACACUGUGGGGAGGUGAAGCGAUCGACGACUGCUAGAAACCUCUCCCAGCGUCACGCUGGCUGGAGCGCUCGACGGGCAUCACCUCAUGUAGCAGCUGCUGCAGGGGGGGAGUCCGCAGAAGAGGUCCCAUGGGGGAGGUGGGGAGGGUUUCAUGGCAAUGAUCUGCCAGUCAGCUGUGUGCACAGCGGGAAUUGGGCGCGCGAGGAGCCACGCGCUGCUUUUAGCGGCUUUUCUUCUCCCAGAUAUAUUCCCAGGGGCCACAGGGGUCCGGUGAACAGCCCAGGCAUCAGUCUGUACCCCACUCAAGAGCGCGGAGGCUUCGGCGGUUCUUUGUCUCCAUUUCUUCGCCCCCCUUCCUUUGCAAGGAGACUUUACAAUGCGCAGGAUGGGUAUCUACCGCCCCCAGAGGCGCAGCAGUUCCCCCGAGACAUUCGGGCGUUUCAAGAGGCGAUGAACCAGCUCGACAGCAAGUUUCUGCAAUUCGCGAAGGAAACUGCGUCUCCAACGGCAAAGUAA
Eimeria mitis is the source of this 750-nucleotide messenger RNA. RefSeq lists its product as uncharacterized. The coding region runs from base 1 to 750 and encodes 249 amino acids. Lineage: Eukaryota; Apicomplexa; Conoidasida; Eucoccidiorida; Eimeriidae. The record is from RefSeq and is a predicted model, not a curated record. The transcript has 2 exons.